Molecule: messenger RNA, 1836 nt
Organism: Vicia faba (fava bean)
Lineage: Eukaryota; Viridiplantae; Streptophyta; Magnoliopsida; Fabales; Fabaceae
Source: the annotation of a GenBank genome assembly
AUGGAUAGAAGUGAACCUGCGUUAGUUCCAGAAUGGUUGAGAAGUGCUGGAAGUGUUGGUGGUGCUGGCAAUUCAGCCCAACAUUUUGCGUCCUCGUCUAAUCAUACCGAUUCCCAUUCUCCUUCUGCUGUCCAUAACAAUAGGAAUAGAUCUUCUAGGACUAGUGAUUUUGAUAGCUCGCGUUCUGUAUUUCUUGAUCGGACAUCUUCGUCAAGUUAUAGGAGGGGUUCUAUCAAUGGUUCUGCCAAACAUGCUUACAGUAGUUUCAACAGAAAUCAUCGUGAUAAGGACCGUGAUAGAGAGAAAGAUAGAUCCAAUUUUGGAGACCAUUGGGAUCGUGAUGGGUCUGACCCAUUGGCCAACCUUUUUUCUGGAAGGAUAGAGAGGGAUACAUUGCGCCGUUCUCAGUCAAUGGUUUCCAGGAAACAGGGUGAGACUUUACCUCGUAGAGUUGCAGCUGACACUAAAUCUGGUGGAAUCAGCAAUCACAACCAUGACAAUGGUGUACUUUCUGGGGGUAGUGUUGGCAGUAGCAUUCAGAAAGCCGUCUUUGACAAGGAUUUUCCAUCACUCGGGGCUGAAGAGAAGCAGGUAAUAGCUGAAAUAGGGAGGGUUUCAUCCCCUGGUUUGGGUGCCACAGCUAGUCCAAGUCUACCUGUUGGUAGUUCAGCUUUGAUUGGAGGGGAGGGAUGGACCUCUGCUCUUGCAGAGGUAUCUUCUCUAUCUGCGCAGCAAACUGUUACUGCAACUUCUGGAUCUGUUUCUUCUAGUACAUCAGCUGGGCUUAAUAUGGCCGAGGCAUUGGCACAGGCUCCAUCCCGAGCUCGUUCAACUCCCCAGGUGUCGGUGAAAACACAGAGGCUUGAGGAACUGGCUAUCAAACAGUCAAGACAGUUGAUUCCAGUAACACCAGCUAUGCCUAAGGCUUUGGCUCUUAAUUCUUCUGAGAAAUCAAAAUCAAAAAUAGCUAUCAGAAAUGCUGAGAUGAAUGUAGCUACGAAGAGUGUGCCUCAGCAACCCUCUGCAUCGCACAUUGGUAGUCAAUCUGCUCGCAGUGUAAAUGCCAAAGUUGAUGUUCCUAAGACUUCUGGGAAGUUUAUUGAUCUUAAAUCGGUGGUGUGGGAAAAUGGUGCUUCCCCUACUUCUAAGGAUGUUUCUAAUAAAUUGACAAAUCAACAUGCUGUUGCUUCAGCAGCUGCUCCCACACCAGUGAAGAACCCCAACAACCUAAAAUCCUCCACAGAGCGGAAGCCAGCUCCUUUGGAUUUGAAUUUAGGCUCUACUUUGGACAAGAAACAAACCAUUUCUCAAGUGAAGAGCCGGAAUGAUUUCUUCAAUUUGCUUAAAAACAAAAAAGCAACAAACUCGUCUACCGUUCUUCCAGAUUCUGGCCAAAUGGUUUCAUCUCCCCCAUUGGAAAACUCUGCUGAAGUAAACAUGGAAUCAGUCAUGCCUUCUACAAGUCCUCAAUCUGUUGGAAAUGGUGCUGAACUGACUAGUAACGGCAAUGCUCACGCACAAGAAAUGCCCUGCAGAAUUUCUGAUGAUGAAGAGAAAGAUUCUAUUUCUAGAGCUACAGUCUACCCAGAUGAGGAAGAAGCUGCAUUUCUUCGUUCUCUUGGCUGGGAGGAAAAUUCAGAUGAGGAUGAAGGCCUAACUGAAGAGGAGAUCAAUGCCUUUUAUCAGGAGGUGUGCAAGAAAUUGGACCCCUCCACACUCAAGCUAUGCAUUGAGGGUAUGCAGCCACAGCUGUCCAAGUUGUUUGAUUCUUGUGCAUCUGACUUGCGAGGAGCAUCUGCAGAAUUGAACUCUUCUGAUCCCAGAUCCGAAGCUUAA